Protopolystoma xenopodis is the source of this 594-nucleotide messenger RNA. The record is from the annotation of a GenBank genome assembly. NCBI's taxonomy places the organism in Eukaryota, Metazoa, Platyhelminthes, Monogenea, Polystomatidea, Polystomatidae.
CGAACGUCAAAUCCUAGUGGAGAAGCUGUCCGUCAAGUUCCUUACAAGGGUCACUCUGCACCAAUAACUGCCAUCUCCACACAUCCUAGUCCUGGGGCAAUAAGUUUCUCCUGCCUAUUCCUCACCUCCAGCUUGGACUGGACGAUUCGUCUCUGGUCGACCCGAGAACAACGUCCUCUUCAAUGCUUUGAUGACUAUUUUGAAUACGUUUACGAUGUACAAUGGAGCCCUGUACAUCCUGCUCUAUUCGCUGCUGUUGACGGUAGCGGACAUCUGGAUAUUUGGAAUCUUAACCAGGAUGUUGAGGUGCCCGUGGUUCGUCGUUUGUUGGGCGAGCAGUCGGGCGCCUGCGCAUCCGUGGUGCAUCCAGCUUCCAUCUAUGGCUCGGUGCAAGCUGGAUCGGCGCUAAAUCGAUGCCGAUGGGACGUGAACGGCCAGUUUCUGGCAGCAGGUGACCGUCAGGGUCGAGUUACUGUUUGCUCGGUCCACGAGUCGCUCGCUAUUCCCGGUCCAGAGGCUUGGUCAUCCCUUGCUCAUACUAUGGCCGAGCUGAAGAGUUUUCGUAGCGAGGCGGAGGCCAGACUAUCCGAAUGA